AUGAAAGUGAUCUUAGCUUUAUAUUGUGCUUUAGUUUUGACUUCAUUUAUAGAAAUAAAGAAAGUGUAUUCAUUGAAUAUAUUAGGAGUGUUCCCAUACCAAGGAAAAAGUCACUUUUUUGUGUUCGAACCAUAUUUAAAGGAGUUAGCAAGAAAAGGACAUAACGUGACAGUGAUAUCAUAUUUUCCUCAAAGUCAACCUAUAAAGAAUUACCAUGACAUAAGUCUGGCCGGAAAAACAAAAAUUUUUGAAGAGGUUUUCCCAAUAGAAAACUCAUAUUGGACUAUUAUCAAAGUUCCUUUCUUUGUCGUAGAAGCAGGAACGCAGAAUUGUAAAACUAUGCUGGAAAACAAGAAUGUACAAAAUUUAUGGAAAACGAAAUCCAAAUUUGAUGUCGUUGUUACAGAGCAAUUUAACAGUGACUGUUCUCUAGGAUUAGCGCACGUAUUAAAUGCUCCUGUAGUUGGUCUCACUUCCCAUGCUUUGAUGCCAUGGCAUUUCAGCAGAUUUGGUGUUCCCUUUAAUCCUUCAUACGUAUCUUUUAUGAUUUUGAGUGGUGGAACGAAGCCUACUCUAUACCAGAGAUUAGAAAGAACUAUAUUUGAUACAUAUUUAAAGUUAACUUAUAAGUAUUUCAGUCAAAGAGUAGAUCAAAACACACUUGCUCAGUAUUUUGAUGAUAUUCCUCCUUUAGAAGAACUGGGCCGUAACAUCAAAUUUCAAUUACUGUACACUCAUUUUGUUCAUUUCGGUUCAAACCUCUUACCACAAAAUGUGAUAGAGGUUGGUGGAUACCAUGUUGCAAAUCCUAAGCAAUUACCUGAGGGCUUAAGCAAGUUUAUCGAAGCAUCUCCACACGGAGUGAUUUAUAUAAGUUUUGGAUCUAUGCUAAAGGCAGGUUCAAUGCCUAGAGAUAAAAUAGACAGUAUUUUAAGCGCUCUUGUGGAACUUCCUCAAAGAAUUAUUUGGAAAUGGGACGCAAAAUCUUUACCAGGAAAUCCAAAAAAUAUAUACCUAUCUAAUUGGUUACCGCAAAAUGACGUACUAGCUCACCCGAAUGUGGUGGCAUUUUAUUCACACUGUGGUCUACUGGGAAUAACAGAAGCACUGUAUCAUGGAGUUCCAGUAUUAGGAAUGCCUAUUUUUGGUGACCAACCAGCAAAUGCUGCAGCAGUUGAAGAAAGUGGUCUCGGAGUACAAAUUCAACUCAAAGAACUCACAAAAGAAAGUCUUUUAGAAAAGUUCGAGAUGAUUUUAAAGCCUGGGUUCCGAGCUAAGGUUAAGUUACUAUCACAAGCAUGGCGAGACCGCCCGACCUCGGCUAUGGAAAGUGCGGUACAUUGGACAGAGUUCGCCGCUCGUUAUCAAAACUUAACGUUUAGAUCAGCAGCAGCUGAUGUGCCUCUCUACCAAUACUUAUGUCUCGACAUUUUAUGUAUUCUACUUGGUAUACCAGCAGUAAUCAUGUUAAUAAUCUUAACAUGUAUUUUGAAUUGUAAUAAAGAAUCUCAGCAAUCAACAGAUAAUAAGAAGAAGUCUAAGGAGGAAUAA
This is a messenger RNA of Parnassius mnemosyne (clouded apollo), 1551 nucleotides long. The record is from the annotation of a GenBank genome assembly. Lineage: Eukaryota; Metazoa; Arthropoda; Insecta; Lepidoptera; Papilionidae.